Molecule: messenger RNA, 2618 nt
Organism: Periconia digitata
Lineage: Eukaryota; Fungi; Ascomycota; Dothideomycetes; Pleosporales; Periconiaceae
Source: the annotation of a GenBank genome assembly
UGUACCAAGUAAAAUAGCCUAUACCACGCCUCAUAAACUCAGCCAUUGUGUAGAGGCUGUGGCCAAAGAGGACAUGUUUUCUGACCGUAUAGUCAAUAACUCUCUUACAGUGGUAUGAUAUGAGAUCCAGCCAGCCACAUGCACCAGGCAUAAAUUCCACAAAGAUAUUGCAUCUCUCAGGCAUCUGGAUCGAUCUGAUUGCUAUAAUUACCUAGACUGUCAUUAGCCCCCAUGCCACAAUGGCUUUGACAGGACGAUGCCUGUCCCGCAAUUACUUCUUUACUCAGCCACCUCGAGUACUAUGUUGUAAGAAACCGCCUGACAAAGCUGUGCCACGUAUUGCCGCCGAGGUCAUUUAUGCGGCCGCGGUCUGAUAUUCGGCCACUUCCCUCAACCAGUACGAACGUCAUGCCCGAAUACUUUUCAAGCUGACUCAGGCUUUUCAAACAAAUCUCAGGUAAUAUUAAGGGACUCGUGACAAACUUCCCAUAGCUCCACAAGCCCCACAAGUCAUUGGUGACGGGCACUCCCUCUGGUUCAUCGGUCAUGGCACGGGGGCCACUACACGAAGCCUUGCGCGGCGUGUGGCGGCCAGAGCCGAUCGCUUUCUGUGCCAAAGUAGCGUGGACGUUUCCCGACGCUACCACAUGUGGGCUAGGUUGUGAGGCAGAAGAGCAUGAGGACUCAAAAGGGUGAUUCUGCCUGGGGGCAGCUCUUUCGAGGCCUGCAAAUCCACGGCGUAGAACUGCCUUCGAACAUGAAAGAGUCACUACGACACCUUUGGAUACCGACUAUAAAGCUGUGGACGGAAUGCUCCAAAUGAGGACACCGCACUCAGCUCUCAACUCAAUCAGCUUUCAUCACUUUUCAAUCGCGCAUCUUUUGAUUAUUAUUAUUAUCCAAGUCACAAUGGCUAUUCAACAACUCAACACCUGUGUAGCUCAGAUGAAUGGACAAUACGGAGGCCCGCACGGUAGCUCCCAGUGCAUCAACGAAGGGGAUGGACAAAGUCACGGCUGGGUCGCAGUGAGCGGGACAACCUGCGAGAACUGCAGAGCCCGCAACUAAUUAUUCUAUCUUAAACGUCACAUCAGAAUGGGCAGCAAGGCAUUGCUCCCAUACCAACAAGAGUCAUACUCACGCCCAUUGAUCGACUACCGGAAACACGGCAAUCUGUUUCCUGAGCUCAGAUGAUCGGCGGUCCAUUCCUUGUCUUAUUUUCCUUAUGUUCGGAUUUUAUUAGAAGUGGCUGUUUGUGUUCCACCUUUCGUGUGGAAGUUGAAUCGUUUGUUGUUCUUUAGAUGUUGAGUCUAUCUUUCGUAAUUUUCUUGUACUCUCUCACGAGGGACUAGAUAACAUUCAAAUUUCUUCCUGUUACUCAGGGCUUCAGUCAUUGAAAUACAGCCACUUUUCAUGUCACGCUAUCUCUCAUGUAAUCACUAUGUUGGGAAGAGACUCUCCUCGUGCUUUUGUGAACUUGCGGUAGUAGACGCUACUAAGCUCCUUGUUAACGGAAGACUCGCAAGAAAUUGAAGACAUCAAAAUUAUUGGAUCGUUACUGUUGAAUUCAUGGUCUCUCAGUGGAGCAGCUAACAUCCCACUAUGAGCAGGGUAUCCGCAAAUGACAACAUGUGAUUUUGAUGCACGGCAAAAAAACAAAGGUCUUCAAGAUCACACUACAAAUUUCAGGGCGCUUAAUGGGGACGUCUCGUUCGACUCAAUUUCUUGAAAAUGUCUUGCUACCUGUCGAUCGUUCGACCAGUCUGACAGGAGUGCAAUCUCGUAGAUUAAGCAUGUGCCGUAGGCGUGCUUGCUCCGCAUUGAUUCCAAAGCCGUGGCUUCCUGAACGCAACUGCUUUUUGCUGAAAUUACAUCGUCCUUGCCACAUUCUAGACCGACAAAAAGAGGGGAGACGAAGACACGAAGACCGAUGGCUGAUUCAAGCUGAGGUAAAUCCUUCCAAGUGCUAAGAAUCAUCCUUUCAUACUCUCAGAAUAUCCAGCCACAAAUAAUGAAGAUCAACCAAGCCUCCAGUGCAGUGGAGUCAUGUUCCGAAACGCAUGCAUACAUGAUUACUCGAUUCAGUAUAUACGUGCUUACUUUAUGUACACAAUCAUCCACAAUCAUUCUUGGUGAUUGGGAAGACGCAAGUGCUAGCUUGUUGUGAGAUCUUAUUACGAGGUAGGAGCUUUCUAGGUGCUGUGCCUUCCUUUCAAAGCCAAGUCGCCUGUACUUCCUUAACUCGACACGGAAGGACUGAGAAGAAGGCUGUCGUACUCUUUGCCGUCUUUCCAACACCUGACCUUCGGCAAUGUCAGUAACGAGUAACGGGGGCGGCUACUCGCGCGCAAGUGUUAGUGUUCAUGAGAAAACUCUUGACAUGCUUGGUUGUCUAAAAAGGGCAAGUACCAGUUCGGGUCGAUCUGGGUUACUUUGAGAGGAGCACUUUACCAAGGGUUCGUCUCAAAUCUACAAGUAUGCACCAAGUUCAUCCUCUUGCGAGUACAUUGCUCAUCAAAAUCAACUGCGCUGGAGCUGGGCCUACUUUAUGUCUGAUUAUUUGCGAUAUCCGAGGUCUCUUGCGAAUAUACCAAUGGCAUGCGCAGCCUCUUCAUAUC